CAACUCUACUCAACUCUACUCAACUCAAAUUCACACCCUGCUGUCAUUCCGUUUUUUCAGCCCAUGUUUCCCGUCUCCAGAGCCGCUGCCCUCUUUUGCAAGCCCCUCUUGCGCGCCUACGCCAGCAGCGCAGCCAACACCGGGCACCGCCACCUCCUCGACACCAACCGAAUGGUCGUCCGUCUAGAGUCCGAGGGCUUCAGCACUCAACAAGCCACCAGCAUAGUCACCUCGCUCACCACGGUUCUGCAAGAAAGCACGCAGACCAUUCUCUCCUCCAUUGUGACCAAAGCAGACCAAGACAAGACCCUUUACAUGUACAAGGUGGAUUUCGCGCAGCUCAAGUCGGAGAUACAAAUGAUGGAGAAGACGGAUUUUUCAAUGAUGAAGGCCGAGAACGAGAGGCUGCAGGGGGAGGUUAAUAAGCUGAAGCAGAAGCUGAGGGAGGAGAUUACAAGGACACAGGCGGGGGUGAGGCUGGAUAUGAGUUUGGAGAAGGGGAGGGCGAGAGAUGAGAGGGCGCAGCAUGAGAUUAAAAUUAGGGAGACAGACACAAAGAUUGAGCAGGAUAUUUCCGGACUGAGGACCCAGAUGGAGAGUAUCAAGUUUAAUAUCAUGCAGUACAUGAUUGGUACGAUCACUGGUACAGGCGCUUUGAUUCUGGCAUAUCUGCGCAUGUUCAAAUAAAGAAAACGUUUAUUGUUUUCAAAUGCCUGCUGGCUACAUUUUGUGGGUGGUUUGAAUGCUUGUGUAGUUUGGUCAAAAUGAUUUUUUUUUUAAAAAAAAAAGCACAAUUUGGCGUAUAAUGAAGACGGACAUUCCAUGGAAACAUGUGUAAUUUUUUUUGAAAAUAUCUCACACGUAAUUUUUCACUUUUGUCUUCAGCUUUUGGCAAUAGAAGC
Kickxella alabastrina is the source of this 902-nucleotide messenger RNA. RefSeq lists its product as uncharacterized. The transcript has a single exon. Gene Ontology annotation, cellular component: mitochondrion. Lineage: Eukaryota; Fungi; Kickxellomycota; Kickxellomycetes; Kickxellales; Kickxellaceae. Bases 64 to 687 code for a protein of 207 amino acids. The record is from RefSeq and is a predicted model, not a curated record.